AUGUCUCGAAAAAAUUUAUUCAGUCAUCAUAAUGUAUAUCGAUCAUCUUCUUUAUUUAGUACAUUAAUAACCAUGCUUAAAGUUUGUAGUUUUAUUUUACUUUAUUGGCUUUGUUCAAUAUCAUUAACAUUUUUUAAUCGACAUUUAUUUCGUGAUUAUAAAUUUCCACUUUCAAUAACAACAUUACACAUGGCAAUUAAAUUAUUAUUUUCUGCACUUAUUCGUUGGUUUUUACAUAAAUUUUGUUAUUGUUCAUUUUGUACAACAUUAUGUGGACGACAUCAAAAUAAUGAUAGAGAACGUGUAAAUUUAACAUGGCCAAUAUUAUGGCGAAAAAUUGCACCUACUGGUAUAACUGCUUCACUUGAUAUAAGUUUAUCUAAUUGGUCUUUACAAUAUAUAACUAUUUCACUUUAUAGUAAGUAG
Messenger RNA from Rotaria sp. Silwood1, 426 nucleotides. NCBI's taxonomy places the organism in Eukaryota, Metazoa, Rotifera, Eurotatoria, Philodinida, Philodinidae. The record is from the annotation of a GenBank genome assembly.